Messenger RNA from Helianthus annuus (common sunflower), 3054 nucleotides. Its product is annotated as receptor-like protein 46. Gene Ontology annotation, molecular function: protein binding. The record is from RefSeq and is a predicted model, not a curated record. NCBI's taxonomy places the organism in Eukaryota, Viridiplantae, Streptophyta, Magnoliopsida, Asterales, Asteraceae. Bases 1 to 3054 code for a protein of 1017 amino acids. The transcript has a single exon.
AUGGGGAAUCAGUGGGGUUUGGGGCUCCAAUUUAUUAUUGUAACUAUUAUUAUGGUUGCAACCACAAAUACUUGUUUUGGGGCUCGCAAUAUAAAUAGCACGGUGGCUUGCUUUGAGCAUGAGCGGCUAGCUCUUCUCAAAUUCAAACACAGUGUCAGAGAUGACCAUGAUUUGUUGUCAUCAUGGGUUGGAAAUGAUUGUUGCCGCUGGGAAAGAGUCAUGUGUGAUGGUGUCACCGGACACGUUGAUAGUCUUCAUCUUGAACCUCGUAGUCAUCCUUUUUUUCAAAAAGGCUUGGUUGGUACAGAGUUGAGCACUUCUUUAGGAGAGUUGAGGCAUCUUAAAUACUUGAACUUGAGUCGGAAUGAUUUUCAAGGAAGUCAGAUCCCUGACUUCAUUGGAUCCUUGAAACAACUAACUUAUCUCGAUCUUUCUAAAGCAGAGUUUUCGGGAAAUAUUCCUCGUCACAUUGGAAAUUUGUCUAAUUUAAAAAGUCUUGAUCUCAGUUAUAAUGAUAAUCUUCUGAUCUCACAUGAUAUGGAUUGGAUUUCUGGCCUUUCGUCACUUGAGCAUAUUGACUUGAGUUCUGUGAAACUUAUUAGAUUAAAAGUCCUUGAUGUGGUGCUUUACAUGGCUCCAUCAGUAAAAGUGUUAAGUUUGUCACAUUGUGGUCUUUUAAUCGAUGAUAGUGGUCCGCUUCGUAAUCUGAGCACUACACUUUCCAACGUCAAACACCUAGAUCUUAGUGAUAAUAUUUUCACAGGUAAACUCCCCCACUUUUUUCAAAACAUGACAUCCCUACAAUUCCUGGAUCUUUCAUCCUUUCCUCUUGCUGCAUCCAACUUUGCAAACUUGCUAAGCAUGAUUCCUUCUUUAUUAGAGCUCCACUUGUCAAAUUGUCACCUCAAUGAGACGCAUCUAUCUCAUAUUCUUCAUAAUCUUACUACCCUUUCUAACAUCCAACAUUUAGAUCUAUCUUCAAACACGUUAACAAGUUCAAUUCUAGAAUCUCUGACAAAAUUAAAAAUGUUACAAGUGUUAGAUCUAUCUUAUAACGACUUAAUGGGUCCCAUCCCGACAUUCCUUGGGAAACUUACGGAACUUUACCUUUCUGGUAAUGGCUUGAGCGGUUCAAUUCCAGAAUCCAUCGGGAGAUUUGCUGCUUUAACAUCUUUGUAUGUAAACAACAAUAAGUUAAGUGGGACUAUUCCAGAUUCAAUUGGGCAGCUCUCUAAACUCCAGUUUCUUGAUGUCUCUAGGAAUCGGUUAAUUGGGAGUAUUCCGGUUUCAAUUGGGCAGCUCUCUAAACUCCAGUUUCUUGAUGUCUCUUCAAAUCGGUUAAUUGGGAGUAUUCCGGUUUCAAUUGGGCAGCUCUCUAAACUCCAGUUUCUUGAUGUCUCUUCAAAUCGGUUAAUUGGGAGUAUUUCGAUAUCAAUUGGGCAACUCUCUGAACUCAGUACUCUUGAUAUCUCUAAUAAUUCUUUGGAAGGAGCAGUUUCUGAAUCCCAUUUAGCUAACCUUUCGAUGUUGGAGGACUUAAAUACAGCUUAUAACAAUAAGUUGGCUUUCAAUGUUUCACGUGAGUGGCUGCCUCCAUUCCAAUUAAUACGUAUUGAUCUUCGUUCUUGCAAGAUUGAAAACGAAUUUCCUCAGUGGCUUCAAAAUCAGAGGAAACUUCAUAGACUAGUGUUAUCUAAUACUACCAUUUCAGGACCUCUGCCCACAUGGUUGCGAAAGAUGCCCAUCAUUCCUUUCAUGGAUCUUUCCCACAACAACCUCAGCGGACCUUUAACCAACCUUCCUAUUGGGGUUACUAGUGUGGAAGACAAUGAGGAUUUCGCUCAACCAAGGUUAUUUCUUCAAAAUAACAUUUUCAGUGACUCGAUUCCAAGGUCCUUGUGCAGCAGGACAGAUUUACUUUAUCUUGAUCUUUCCAACAAUCGGUUAACUGGAGAAAUUCCCAAAUGUUUCAAGAAUCUGCAAAACCUGCAGUUCUUGAGAUUAAGCUCAAAUGGGUUAAGUGGUAUCAUUCCAAGUUUCAUAGGGAACAUUUCAUAUUUAUUCUCAUUAAACUUGAAUGAUAAUAACUUUAGUGGUGAGCUUCCUGCAGAACUUUGGAAUUUAAAUGAGUUAUGGGUCUUAGAUUUGGGUGACAAUGCAUUAUGCGGAAAAUUACCGGAAUGGAUUGGAGAAAAAAUUCAAUCAUUGUGGGUUUUCAGGUUACACAAGAAUAACUUCACUGGAGGAAUUCCUCAAUCUCUGUGCACAAAUAUAGAUCUUCAAAUUUUGGAUGUUGCUCACAACAGCUUAACAGGAACAAUCCCUGGUUGUCUAGGAGAAUUGCAAGGUAUGCGUAAUGGACAAGGUAUAUCUGUUGGUAGUGAUGUUGAGGAGGCAUUCAUUCAGGAUAUGAAAGGCAGUUCUUAUGAAUACACAAAUACAUGGAAUCAAGUAAAAAACAUAGACCUUUCAAGCAAUAAAUUCGUUGGAGAGAUACCUGUGGAAUUAACUACACUUUCUGAAUUGGUGGGUCUCAAAUUGGCCAAUAAUCAUCUUAGUGGAGGCAUUCCAGACAACAUUGGAAACACGAGAAUGUUAAUUUCUCUCGAUUUAUCAGGAAACGAGUUGGGCGGGCUGAUCCCUCCAAGCAUUACAAAUUUGAGUUUUUUGAGCCAUUUGAAUUUGUCAAACAACAAAUUGUCGGGCCGAAUUCCAACAGGAAAUCAAUUGCAGACCCUCACUGAUCCAUCAAUAUAUGCGGGGAACAAAGAUCUAUGUGGCCCUCCGUUGCUAAAGAAUUGCUCUAAUCCUGAUGACCCAACCAUAACUCCCAAUAAAAAGUAUGAAGCAGCUCAUGAGCCCAACAAGGUAUGGUUUUAUAUGGACAUAAUAUGUGGUUCUGCAACAGGCUUUUGGGGAGUUAUUGUAGUUUUGAUUUUAAAGAAGCAGUGGAGACAUAAGCUUUUCAUGUUUGCUGAGGAGUCCAUGGACAAGAUACACGUUGCGAUCAUGGUAAGAGUUAACAAGAUGAGGAGAGGAAGAGGAGCCAUAUAG